AUGAGUGUCGGCCAGUACAGCGUUAUCAAUCCGAACGAGGGGUUCCCUUUGCCGGACACGCACAAGAUUACAGCUCAGGUUUCUUCUCCGUACGAGAACAAUUAUCAUCCUGGGGAUCACAUAGAAUCUGGUAAUUUUGCGUUUACUGCAGCUGAAGAAGGUGACUACACUGCAUGCUUCUGGGCGCCUCAACACAAGCCUCCAUUAACAAUGGCUUCCCACUUUGUGGAGCAGGGUGCUGCCAUGAAAAUUAUAGUCUCAAACUUCCUAAUUCCUCCUGAACGUAUGUCUGGCUGUGACAUCCUGAAUGUGUCAGCUUUCAUCUUUCUCUACAGGAGAGUUCUUGAUCCAUUGGUGAGCAGAAUUAGAAAGACAGACAAUAAAGGGCUUACUGAGCUACAAGGAAUGGGAGUUGGAUUGAUUAUAGCGAUAAUAGCAAUGAUUGUAGCUGGAAUCUUAUGA
Vitis riparia (riverbank grape) is the source of this 462-nucleotide messenger RNA. Its product is annotated as protein NRT1/ PTR FAMILY 7.3-like. Gene Ontology annotation, biological process: transmembrane transport. Gene Ontology annotation, molecular function: transmembrane transporter activity. The record is from RefSeq and is a predicted model, not a curated record. NCBI's taxonomy places the organism in Eukaryota, Viridiplantae, Streptophyta, Magnoliopsida, Vitales, Vitaceae. Gene Ontology annotation, cellular component: membrane. The transcript has 2 exons. The coding region runs from base 1 to 462 and encodes 153 amino acids.